This is a messenger RNA of Hyaena hyaena (striped hyena), 1947 nucleotides long. RefSeq names its product neuraminidase 4 (gene NEU4). The transcript has 4 exons. The record is from RefSeq and is a predicted model, not a curated record. Lineage: Eukaryota; Metazoa; Chordata; Mammalia; Carnivora; Hyaenidae. Gene Ontology annotation, biological process: oligosaccharide catabolic process; ganglioside catabolic process. Gene Ontology annotation, cellular component: membrane; cytoplasm; lysosome. Gene Ontology annotation, molecular function: exo-alpha-sialidase activity. The coding region runs from base 104 to 1570 and encodes 488 amino acids.
CCUGACGCCAGCUCCUGGCCCCCGCCCACACAGCGGGCCCUUCUCUGCCCUGCUUGGCGGCUUGGAGAAGCAGACGCUCCUGUUGCUGCCCCACAGCAGCUCUAUGGCCUCUCCGUGGUGCCCGAGCAUGGGGGCCCCGCGCGUCCCCGAGCGGACCGUGCUUUUCCAGCGCGAGAGGAGCGGCCUGACGUACCGCGUGCCCGCGCUGCUGCCCGUGCCCCCCGCGCCCACCCUGCUGGCCUUCGCGGAGCAGCGGCUCAGCCCCGACGACGCGCACGCGCACCGGCUGGUGCAGAGGAGGGGCACGCUGGCGGGGGGCUCGGUGCGGUGGGGCGCCGCGCGGGUGCUGGGGACGGCGGCCCUGGAGGAGCACCGGUCCAUGAACCCCUGCCCCGUGCACGACGCCCGCACGGCCACCGUCUUCCUCUUCUUCAUCGCCGUGCGGGGCCGCACGCCGGAGUCCGCGCAGAUCGCCUCGGGCAGGAACGCCGCGCGCCUCUGCUGUGUGACCAGCCGGGACGCGGGGCGCAGCUGGGGCGCCGCCCGCGACCUCACGGAGGAGGCGGUGGGCAGCGCGGAGCAGGACUGGGCCACGUUUGCUGUCGGCCCGGGCCACGGCAUCCAGCUGCGCUCAGGCCGCCUGCUGGUGCCGGCCUACACGUACCGCGUGGACCGGCGGGAAUGCUUCGGCAAGAUCUGCAGGACCAGCCCGCAUGCCUUCACCUUCUACAGCGACGACCACGGUCGCACCUGGCACCACGGAGGCCUUGUGCCCAACCUUCGCUCAGGCGAGUGCCAGCUGGCCGUGGUGGACAGCGGUCGGGCCGGCAGCGUCCUAUACUGCAACGCCCGGAGCCCCCUGGGCAGCCGCGUGCAGGCGCUCAGUGUGGACGAAGGCACCUCCUUCCUGCCCGGCGAGCUCGUGCCUGCGCUGGCCGAGACGGCCCGGGGCUGCCAGGCCAGCGUCCUGGGCUUCCCCGCCCCCGUCUCCAGCGAGCCGAGGGAUGACAGAUGGCCAGUGGGUGUCAGGAGCCACUCCCACUCUCCACACCUCUGUCUUGGAGUCCAGGAAGCCUCAGAGGAGAGUACUGGAGACACCCAAGGGGCCCAGGGGCCCAGGGGGAUGGAAGGAUGCAGGGACAGCCCUGAGGAGCCUGGCCUGGGGCCUGGGCUCAGUGGGAUCACGAUGGCCUGGACCCCAAAGGUGCCCGGGCCUCCUGCCACCCUGUCUCAGAGCCCCACCUGGAUGCUGUAUUCCCACCCGGUGGGGCGCAGGGCUCGGCUCCAUAUGGGAAUCUAUCUGAGCCGGUCCCCCAUGGACCCCCACAGCUGGACGGAGCCCUGGGUCAUCUAUGAGGGCCCCAGCGGCUACUCUGAUCUGGCAUCCAUCGGGCCAACCGUCAAGGGAGCCCUGACCUUUGCUUGUCUGUAUGAGAGUGGGGCCAGGGUCUCCUACGAGGAGAUCUCCUUCUGCAUGUUCUCCCUUGUUGAGGUCCUGCAGAACCUGCCACCGGGCCCCAGGCCACCAGUCCUCGGGGACAAGUGUCUGGAGCGCUGCCGGCCUUCCUGACGGCCUCUCUGGCCUGAGCCAUUUGUAUGUACCUAAUAGUAUGCUUUGAAAUAUGAAACACAAGUGAGCAGACUUCUAGGAGCAAAUAGAUCCACCGUUACAGUAGAAAAUUGUAGAUGCGAGUCUCAGUGACUGGCAGUGAGCAGACAAUUUCAGGGGACACACACAGGAGCCCCGGACAGCUUGCCCAAGGAGCGUGGCUCCGUGGACACACGCAGAGCACUGCGCGGGACAGAGUGCACCGUCCGUUCGAAAACUGAUAUUAUAUUGGAUCACAAAGUCAAGCCUCUACCAGACUUCAAAGGAUUGAGAAUUACAGUGAAAUUGAGCUAGAAAUAAAAACAAAAGGAAACUUAAAAUCUCCCUUGUGGGGAAGC